CUUGAAGGUGCCAAAGCGCACUUGAUCGAAAUACCGCCCAUUUCCAUUUUCAUUUUGCUGCUGGACGGGCGAGGACAGCAUGGCGGGAAAGCGCAAGGCGACGACGACCGAGGACAAGCCCGCAGCGAAGCGUGCGACGCGUGCGUCCAAGAAGGCUGGCGACGCUACGGGCGAAGCGCCCGCGCCGGCGCCCAAGAAGGCGCAGCCGGCCGGCUGGGACUUUUUGAAAGCUCCCAAAGGCGACCAGCUCAAGAAGCCGGCCAAGAAAGCAGCGGCGCCGGUCGCCGACGCAGAGUUUCCGACGCUCACGGACGACGACCUCAAGGCUUUUGACGGUAUCAUUCCCGCGCCGUCAUCGUCGGCGCAGUACCGCGUUCUCGCCUGGAACGUCAACGGGCUCCGUGCAGUGCUCAAGAAGGACAACUACUUUCGCGCGUACAUUGCACGUGAAGAUCCCGACGUACUGUGCUUGAGCGAGACCAAGAUCGACGACGCGUCGCUCGGUGCGGUCCGCAACAUUCUGCCGCUGUACGAGUACCAGUACUGGAAGUGUGCGACGCAAAAAGGGUACUCUGGUACGGCCGUGUUCGCCAAGACCAAGCCGCUCAGCGUGCUCGACGAAAUCGUUGUCGAUGGCCAAGUCGACGACGAAGGCCGCUUCCUCGCGCUCGAAUUUGACAACUUUUGGGUCGUCCACACCUACGUGCCCAACGCAGGCCAAAAGCUGGACCGGCUCGAGUACCGCACCAAGAAGUGGGACACGGCUCUCUUUGCCAAGCUCAAGGAGCUCGAACAAGCCAAGCCCGUCGUGUGGUGUGGCGACUUGAACGUCGCGUACGAAGAGAUCGACAUCCACGACCCCAAGGGCAACCGCAACAAGUCGGCGGGCUUUACGGACGCCGAACGCGAGAGCUUUGGCUCGCUCCUUGCCGACGGAUUCAUCGACACGUUCCGGUCCAAGUACCCCGAGACGCAAACGUUCUCAUACUUUUCCUACCGGUUUGGGGCGCGCGAGAAGAACAAGGGCUGGCGCCUCGACUACUUUGUCGCCUCACGCGCGCUCUUGCCGCACGUCGAGGACUCUGCGAUUCGGUCGGCGAUCACGGGUAGCGACCACUUGCCCAUUGCCCUCACCUUGAGCGGCUUCGACGCCUAGCCAUGGCUGCAACUCGACAGUAAACUCGACGUCAAAAUGCAUUGGUCCAUCGAAACUCCA
Messenger RNA from Saprolegnia diclina VS20, 1216 nucleotides. RefSeq lists its product as hypothetical. Lineage: Eukaryota; Oomycota; Saprolegniomycetes; Saprolegniales; Saprolegniaceae. The transcript has 7 exons. Bases 80 to 1156 code for a protein of 358 amino acids. The record is from RefSeq and is a predicted model, not a curated record. Gene Ontology annotation, molecular function: double-stranded DNA 3'-5' DNA exonuclease activity; DNA binding; phosphoric diester hydrolase activity. Gene Ontology annotation, cellular component: nucleus. Gene Ontology annotation, biological process: base-excision repair.